GGGGCGGGGAGUAUAUGUGCCCCCUCUAAACACCACCCCAGGAUCCGCCACUUGACACUCUACUACUAUACUAUUAUCAUACGGAGGAGGCGGGGCGUACGAUGUCAGUCUAUAAACAUCUAAGUCUAUUAUUGUCUUUUUGAACGCAGUGUAGUGUCAUUCCCACAAACUUGAGUACAUACAGAUCUUUGACACCCUUAUAGACAGAGGUACAUCGUUUUCAGUCGCUAAAAAUCUGUUCUUUCUGAAGUCGAUUGGAGUUGUUCAUGCAUGUGCAGGAGUGGGAAAUUUGUCUCCGUCUUUCUGCAGUUCUGUUUAUGCUGAGUAUCACCGUAUAGUACAACAUCACAACAACAUGCCGAAGUCAAAAGGUCUUAUGGAAAGGAUCAAGGAUGGGGAAACCGUCAUUGUUGCAGAGGGGUAUAUUUUUGCUUUUGAGCAUCUGGGAUACCUGAAAGCAGGGCCGUUCACCCCUGAAGUUGUAGUGGAUCAUCCCGAGCUGGUACGUCAGAUGUACAAGGACUUUGUACGCGCUGGAAGUGACGUAGUACAGGCGUUUACGUAUUAUGGUCAUCGUAACAAGUUCAAGCUGGUCGGACGGGAGGAUGAGCUCGAGAAGCAGAAUCGUCUAGCACUCAAGCUGGCGAGAGAAGUGGCCGAUGAGACGGGAACCCUGAUGUGCGGUGACCUCAGCAACACGUUUGUGUACCAACCUGGUAACGAGGAGGCGAUUGCUACGACAAAAGCGAUGUUCAAGGAACAAGUCGAGUGGGCCGUGGACGAGGGGGCUGAUUUCAUCGUGGGCGAGACGUUUGGUCACUUGGGAGAGGCUAUGCUUGCAACCCAGGCCAUCAAAGAAUACGGAAAAGGUGUACCGGCAGUCAUCACCUUCGGAACGCACUUCAGCAAGUACUCCAAAGAUGGCAAGGUCUUGACUGCCGACGACGUCGAGUUCAACGACGCUCUUCGACGUCUCGUAGCUGCAGGCGCCGACGUCGUCGGCUUCAACUGCAUGUCUGGACCUACGUCCAUGCUGCCUCUACUUGAGAGCGCAGCAAAGGCAGAUAUCGGGGUUCCUAUAGCUGCCCUGCCAGUGCCAUACAGAACUACUAUGGAGGAACCAAACUUCACGACCAUCAAAGAUCCCGUAUCAGGACAACGAGCAUUUUAUACCGAUCUCGACUGCCUUCUCUGUUCUCGCACUGACAUCGUCAAGUUCGCUGAGCGUUGUGCCCAACUCAAAAUACCGUACGUGGGACUCUGCUGCGGAAAUUCGCCUCACUACACCAGGACCCUGGCCGAAACUCUGGGGAGGGUCACCGAGGCGUCCAAGUAUUCACCAGACAUGUCUCUACACGGAUUCUACGGCACGAAUGCUGGCAAGGUCAACACUUACUACACCAAGAUGACCCAAGACCUGCCAGCAACUAAGGCUAUGACCGCAAAAGAAUAGAAAACAAGACGAACGUCUCGAGGAGGAAGAGAAAGACGAAGAAAAAAAAAGGAGGGAAAGAGGAAGAGCAGAAGGAGUAGAAGAAGAAGAAUAAAAAGAAGAAGGAGAAGAAGAAAUAGAACAGAAAUGAGAUAAAAGAGAAAGGAAAUCUUCAAAAUGUAAAGCAUAGUCCUGUAGACUAAGUCUAGCUUCAAAGAUUAUCAUAAUCAAAAAAGGGUCUUUUUGAAAAACGUGUAAAAACAAUUCGAUCAUAUGUACAGCAAAAUACAUAUCUCACGUUUUAGGCUAACGAUAUUAUUUACUUCUACAAGUGAUAGACUUAAAAGACUUUAAAAGUUAAUAUAAUUUGAGAAGAAACCCAUUUAAAUUACACAAAUCCUACUUCAAAUAUUACUUAUUUGAUCAUGAACAAGACAGUUCCCUAAAUUUUAUUUACUCAACUUUUAAAUGCUUUUGAUGGGUCUGCCAUUAAUAUGGUGAAGUAUAGGAUGUCUUAGUAUUGAUCUGUGAAUGCACAGUGACAAUGGCAUUUUUACGUUUUUUGUAUUGUGAACACUGAAAAGGUAAUUUUUGUAUUGGUGCUUUCACUAUAUGCAAGUAGAAUAACUAUUUUCCUUCAAUGAAAUCAUCUUUAUUGAAUUGAAUCUAAGCAAUUAUAGGAACACACUGACAAAACUGACAAAGCAAAUCUGUUUUGCUGCAAUUUGUAAUAGCUGCAGUCUUGAUGUAUAAUCUGUGGAAGUGUAACUAGUGAACUUUAUGAAGUUUUUUUUCCUAGUAUUCAUUGAUAUCAGUGCGAAUAUGCAUGGGGAAAAAAAAGAUUAAAACGUUUGUGUUAUGUAAUGUGGUAUGCAAUACUUUUUCCCUGUAGUCUGAUUGAAAUAAACGACACUGAAAUUUUA
This is a messenger RNA of Strongylocentrotus purpuratus (purple sea urchin), 2355 nucleotides long. RefSeq names its product betaine--homocysteine S-methyltransferase 1-like. The transcript is spliced from 7 exons. Bases 356 to 1453 code for a protein of 365 amino acids. The record is from RefSeq and is a predicted model, not a curated record. Gene Ontology annotation, molecular function: zinc ion binding; methyltransferase activity. NCBI's taxonomy places the organism in Eukaryota, Metazoa, Echinodermata, Echinoidea, Camarodonta, Strongylocentrotidae.